AUGGAAAGGUGGGCUAUGUUUUUUGCUACAGAUAGUCAGAACAUGGGGUGCUCGACGGCUGCAAGGAUGCUCCGGCGUUGGCGGCGGGGAUGCACCGGCGUUGGUGGCGGAGCAGAAGAUCUCACGCUCCGUCCACCCGCCGGCAAACAUCCUGAGCAACCUUCCUGCCGCCGCAGAACUUCCUCGCCAGCCUUUCCUUCGCCGCCUGACAACCACCAGACAACUAAUUACACCAGACAGCCGCCGUCGGAGUUCGCCGUCAUCGCCAUCCUAGAUCGCCGUCGCCUCCGUCAACACCUGCUGUCGUCAUCCAUAUUUUCAGGCACACUGGACAUGUCGCCUCCGUCAACACUCCGACGUCGUCAUUAG
Striga asiatica is the source of this 369-nucleotide messenger RNA. NCBI's taxonomy places the organism in Eukaryota, Viridiplantae, Streptophyta, Magnoliopsida, Lamiales, Orobanchaceae. The record is from the annotation of a GenBank genome assembly.